CUUUUCUUUCAAUGGAGCUACAUUUUAUGCUUUUAACUAACAUUUUUCUUCUUUCUUUCAUUUUACCUAUUGCAGAUGCAUGGAUUUAUGCUCGUAAAGCGGUUGAAGGUGGGGAACUUGGUGAUGAUGCUAAUGAUGUUAAUUUUAAUGGUGAAGUGAGAUUCUAAUGAACCCUUCAAUGCCUUCAACUCUUCCUCCUAAACCAGUUGCUCUCAACUAUGGUUGUGAUGCAAAUCAUGAAAUCCCUCUUGCUAUAGUUACUAGACCCACCAAGGAAUUGCAAAGGAAAGGAUUGGUUCUGUGCUUUUUCUGGAAUGUCACUGCUGCUACUGCAGCAUACAUCAAAGGGGAAGGAUGGAAGCCAAGCGGUAAUGAGACUCCUUCAGUGAAUACCUAUCCAAUCCAAGAAGCAUCAUACUGGGGAAUUGGAUCUAGUCUUGCCAUCAUGGAGAUAGUUUGCAACAUCUUACAAGAACUAAAGAUCACAGUUUUGAACAUUACACAAUUGUCAGAAGAUUAGAAAGAUGCUUAUAUCUGUUUAUGGUGAAUGGCAGGGCAAACUCUUGACAGGAACAGAGAUCUUAUCUUGAAAAUUUUGUUGAUUGUGUUCGCUGGUGCUUGCUUGCAUUAACUAAAUGAUACAUGGAAUG
Rubroshorea leprosula is the source of this 650-nucleotide messenger RNA. The record is from the annotation of a GenBank genome assembly. NCBI's taxonomy places the organism in Eukaryota, Viridiplantae, Streptophyta, Magnoliopsida, Malvales, Dipterocarpaceae.